CUGUACCCAUUCCCGGGAGGUCAUCUCCAGUCCGUCGAUACCCCAUCCGAGACGCUUCUUUGAAGGCCAAGACAUUCGUUAAUUUAAACAAGAGUGAUCGACACGACCAAGAUACGAUAGAGAUUGAGGUGACAUUGCUUUUGCAUGAAUGCCACACAUCUGGAGCUCCUUAUUAUUUGGUACGCAUGAGCAAACACCACUACCUUCCGCAUAUACGUGCGGUCCGGCAGUCAGUCACUUGCAUCGUUCCGUUUCCACUGCUUGCCACGUUCGAGCUGCCGGCUUGGUUUCCUCCUCCCGCAUCUGGAGAAGUUUCCGAGCAGUAUCGACCCAAUGUCCUCGGCGUAGAAGACUUGGCAAAUAUAAGCUUCACGCCCAGGUGCAGCUGCAGCUGCCUAGACCAGUCAAGCUCCCACCAAGGCUUGUGCGGGAUGAAUUGUACCCUAGUCGAUAAUGAAGGUCAAUGUAGACAUUCAGCAGAAACAAAGGGCUGCCAGCAGGUAUAUAUAUGAGCAUGAGGAGUACCCAAAUGCCCUCAUCAGCUUCAGUUC
Messenger RNA from Macroventuria anomochaeta, 551 nucleotides. RefSeq lists its product as uncharacterized. The transcript has a single exon. The record is from RefSeq and is a predicted model, not a curated record. NCBI's taxonomy places the organism in Eukaryota, Fungi, Ascomycota, Dothideomycetes, Pleosporales, Didymellaceae. The coding region runs from base 186 to 512 and encodes 108 amino acids.